AUGGAUUGCUCUAUGUCAGAAGAGUCGGAAGCAAUUGAUUAUUUUUCGUAUUUACCGCCAGAAAUUCUAGUCAAGAUAUUCGGUUAUGUCCCCCCAACAGAUAUAUAUGGAAAUGUAGCUAUGGUCAGCAAGCGAUGGCGAGAAGUUGUACUUGGAAAUUUAAAACGAAUGCCCUUAAUGCCUGUUCAUUGUUUCAUACAAGUUAUGGAUAUGGAAGGCAAUUUCGUAACUGAUGAUUUCACAAAUCCAUUGAUUCAAUAUUACUUUUCGUUAUUCGAUAGAACUCGAGAUGAUUACAAACAGAAAUUAAGGCAGUGUAGAGAGGGAAAUCUCGCUCACAGAGAAUUAUUCAUGGCUCAUAGAGGUGGAAACUUAGAAUGUGUUUGGGGUGGAAGCGACAAAAUGCCUCAAAGAGCAGACAGUGAACUAAUUAGAAAAAUAUUAAAAUAUGUUGAAGUCGAAGCGCUAAGAUUCGAAGUUAGAAAACAAGGACGAAAACUUGUUAGCCGAUUGACAGACGAUAGAUUUGCUCAAGCUCUAGCUUUCCUUGAACAAAUUUGUGGAAAAGUACAAGCCAAAUCUCUCUACUUAUCCUCAAGAAGUCCACAUUUUCCUUGGUGUUUCGCUGCCCAGUCAUCAAAGAGGUUCCAAGGCCUUCACGGACUGCAAUCUUUGAUAUUGGAGAAUAUGACAGCAAUAGAUUGUUUAGGAGAAGGUCCAGUACUUGGAGGUGUGGAUUUAUCCCAAAUCCGUCAUUUGCAUCUAAGAAUGGAUGUUACGCACAAGCAAGAGCUAGAGAAUACCGUGUGGUACGAGCUAGAUGGAUCUAUUCUGAACUCUCUUCUUCAAGGCCAUAAAAGAUCAUUAGAAUUUACGGCUUAUAACGAUGUGCCUCAGAUUGUAACUGCCAUUACUGCUGUAGAUAUGUGUAAUUUUGUCAUGGGUUGGAGAUCUCUUGUAACGCCUUGGAUUAUUCGUAAUAUAGUUUUUAACUCGAUUGUUACCAUCAGUGAAUUCCGAACUGUUGGAAUUCGCAUGAACCUUUUCGAUCAACAUCACUUAGAAGAUAUCCCAUACUGCCGGUUCCGAACUUUCCAUCCAUCCGGUCCCAAUGUUCUUCUGGAGUUAGCCUGUUACGGCAACGGGACAGCCACACAAUGGAGCAUUCGAUCAGGAUAUGGCCGGAAACGGUAG
This is a messenger RNA of Auanema sp. JU1783, 1194 nucleotides long. Lineage: Eukaryota; Metazoa; Nematoda; Chromadorea; Rhabditida; Rhabditidae. The record is from the annotation of a GenBank genome assembly.